This is a messenger RNA of Microtus oregoni (creeping vole), 3089 nucleotides long. RefSeq names its product BCDIN3 domain containing RNA methyltransferase (gene Bcdin3d). Bases 10 to 840 code for a protein of 276 amino acids. Gene Ontology annotation, molecular function: O-methyltransferase activity; RNA methyltransferase activity. The record is from RefSeq and is a predicted model, not a curated record. The transcript has 2 exons. Gene Ontology annotation, cellular component: cytoplasm. Lineage: Eukaryota; Metazoa; Chordata; Mammalia; Rodentia; Cricetidae. Gene Ontology annotation, biological process: miRNA metabolic process; negative regulation of pre-miRNA processing.
CCGAGGCUGAUGGCGGCGGCCGAGAAGUUGGCGGCCGAGAAGUUGGCAGCAGAAGAGGCUGUGGAGACUGAGAAUCCGGGAGCUCUGAAACCCGGAGCCGCCCCGUUCGGAAAUUUCCCUCAUUAUUCUCGCUUCCACCCUCCCGAGCAAAGGCUCCGCCUUCUACCCCGGGAGCUUCUUCGACAGCUCUUCCCUCCCGAGGGUCCCGAGAGGAGGCCGAUCCUAGGGCUCGACGUGGGGUGUAACUCCGGGGACCUGAGUGUGGCUCUGUGCAAACAUUUCCUUUCCCUGCGUGAUGGGGAGCCCUGCUCAGGUGCCUCCAGAGACCUCCGCCUCCUCUGCUGUGAUAUAGAUCCAGUCCUUGUGGAGCGAGCCGAAAAAGCAUGCCCUUUUCCCGAUGCUUUGACCUUUGUCACCCUGGACAUCAUGGAUCAAAGGAACAGGAAGGUUCCCUUGACUUCUUUCUUAGGCCAGUUUGGACGUUCUGUUUUUGACAUUGUCUUCUGCAUGUCAGUAACCAUGUGGAUUCAUCUGAACCAUGGGGACCGUGGUCUGUGGGAGUUCCUGGCCCAUCUCUCCUCUCUCUGUCACUACCUCCUUGUGGAGCCACAGCCCUGGAAGUGUUACCGGGCUGCUGCAAGGCGCCUCCGAAAGCUGGGACUCCAUAACUUUGAUCACUUCAGCUCUCUCACCAUCCGAGGCGAUAUGGCCAGUCAGAUCGUGCGGAUCCUGACGCAGGACCAUGCAAUGGAAUUAGUGCGCUGCUUCGGCAACACCAGCUGGGACCGAAGCCUUCUGCUCUUCAGAGCAAAGCACACCGUGGAGACUCAUCAACCCUGAACCGCUGACAAAAGAGACAGAAAGGAAGAAAUGGGAAUUCGGAAUAGGAGGGCAAGCAGGAAGAGCACCAGGGACACAAUGUAACGCUUUCAUACUGAGAAUCGCAUUCACAUCCUGGAGCAAUGGAGCGCCAGACCUGGCAGGAACUUUUGGCAGUGUCUGAAGCAAGCAACUGAAAGAGUGUCUGUGUUCCCGAUGUUUGGAUAGCCCCUGAGGGGAAUGAAUUCAGAGAGCAGUGAGCUAGGCGUCUGGAUGGAGAUUGUCCUGGGGAGUGAAACUGCCUUUGAAAGCUGUCUUGUUUGCUGGGGACCAAAGUUAGGGUCUUGUGUGUGCUAGUCACAUAGUCUACCCCCAAGCUACACCCCCAGCUCUGUGGGGUGUUUAUAAAAGUCAGACCGGGUUAGUAGACUGUGUCUUCUCUUCUGUUUACUUAUUUUUACUUUAUGUGCAUUGGCAUUUUGCCUGCAUGUAUGUCUGUGUGAGAGUGUCGGGUCUGUGAGUGCUGGGAAUUGAACUUGGGUCCUCUGGAAGAGCAGUCAGUGCUCUUCAGUGUUGAACCAUCUCCGGAGUUGCACACUGCCACUUCUUUGAACUCCUUAAAUCCACCCUGGAUCUCCAGCCUUUUCUGGACUUGCUUGGCUGCCUUGAAACAGAGCCUCGUGAUGAAAUCUGCAGCGAGAGGCCCUGGACUGGCUACAGGGAGUGGUCAGGAGGGAAAGCAUUUCAUCUUUCUAGAAGAGGCCAAGCCUCACGCAGUAGUUAUGCACUAAAAGACACACAACAUUUUAAAAAAUACUUAGAAGCUGGGUAGAGUGGCAGAUGCUAGCUAGCACUUGACAGGCAGGGGCAGGAGGAUCAGGAGUUCAAGGACAGCUUUAAGGCCAGCCUGGCCUAUAUGAGUCCCUCCUGUCUUCAAAAAAGCAAAACCAGUGUGAUGACAGCAGAUGUCUAGGGCUCAGGGUAAAGUUAACUGUACCUGUUUACUCGGUACCUAUAAGGUUUGAUCCCUAGCCUUCUCAUCCCCCACAAAAAAACAACAAAAAGAAUUUAAUUAUGAACCCUAAGACAGGUAGUGAUUUGUGAUUUGGUUCUACAAUACAGCUCAGCAAUCUUGCUUUCUCUUCCUCUUCCUUUGCCGUCUCUCUUUAGUUUUCAGGACCAGAUCGAACAUGGGACCUUGUACCCACAGGCAAGACUCUGCCACUGAGUCCAUCCCAGCCUGGUUUGAUUUUGUUUUAAUUUUUGUUUUGUUUUUUGACCAAAGGCAUCUCUAGGUAGUCUUGGUUGUCUUGGAUAUUGUUAUAUUGACCAGUCUGGCCUUGAACCACCACCUGGCAACAACGUAAACCUUUAAUCCCAGCACUUGGAAGGCAGAGGUAGGUGGAUUUCUGUGAGUUCGAGGCCAGCCUGGUCUACAAGAGCUAAUUCCAGGACAGGCUCCAAAGCUCCAGAGAAACCCUGUCUCGAAAAAACAACAACAAAAGGCUUAUAUUGUCAUGCCCGGCCUUGUAUUUCUUUAUUGCAGCAAAAUUUAUGUGACAAUAUUUGUCAUGGUAGCCAUUUUAAUUUAUUUAUGGUAUGUGUAUUUUGUUUGGUCUGCAUGUAUGUCUGUGCACCAUGUGCAUGCAGUGCCCAAAACCACCAGAAGAGGGAAGCAGAUCCCCUGGAACUGGAGCUGGCCAUUUUUAAGCAUACAAUUCUGUGGCAUUAAGUACAUUCACAGUGAAGGUUCUGUUCUUAGCAGGCUCUUUGAUCUGGUACAAGUGAAGAGAGACCACUGACGGCUUGGGAUUCUCUCUAGCCUUCUGCUAACAGGCCUUCCUUUCCUGAUGCUUUAACUUACCCCUGAUGGCAGCUCCACCCCCAAGGCUCCAGACUAAUGCUGUCCUGUUUUGUAAUCAUAAUCCCCCAAAGUAGUUAUUAGGCAUCUCAGAUUCAAAAGAUCCCAAAAGCAAACUAAUCCUAUUCCAACCUAAUCCCAUUUGGCGCUCAUUUAUUGCACACACGAGAGACUCCAGUUGGCUUCUGUCUGCUCCCCACGCUGAAAUAGGUGUAGUCCAGCCCGUAGUCUACCCCAAUCACUGCACCCAUGCGGCAGCACCUGCCUUCUGAAGGCAGGAUGCGGGUCCUGGGCCCUGCCUUCAGCCAUAGCCAUACCCACACACCAGAAAUAGCGCUCUCCUUUUCCUGAACUCAGGUGAGCUAAGAAUCAAGGAAUUUUUCGGAAUAAAGUAUUAAACAAAAAUAAG